CGUAGACAUCCUUUUCCCCUCAACGGCGCAAAUUUGGACCACGAUGCCUAGGGAAAUCAUCACGAUCCAAGCCGGCCAAUGCGGCAACAACGUCGGUAGUCAAUUCUGGCAACAGCUGUGCCUGGAGCAUGGCAUCAACCAAGAUGGGAACCUGGAGGAGUUCGCGACCGAGGGCGGUGAUCGCAAGGAUGUGUUCUUCUACCAAAGUGACGACACCCGAUACAUUCCCCGCGCGAUCCUACUCGACUUGGAACCAAGAGUUCUUCACGCCAUUCAAUCCGGUCCAUAUCGCAAUAUCUACAACCCCGAGAACUUCUUUAUCGGACAAAAUGGUGUCGGUGCUGGAAACAACUGGGGUGCCGGAUACGCAGCUGGAGAAGGGGUCCAAGAAGAGAUCUUUGACAUGAUCGACCGAGAAGCAGAUGGUAGUGAUUCACUAGAGGGCUUCAUGCUAUUACACUCCAUCGCCGGUGGUACAGGCUCUGGACUAGGAAGUUAUCUCCUGGAGCGAAUGAAUGACCGCUUCCCCAAGAAACUGAUUCAGACAUACUCUGUCUUCCCGGAUAUGCAAACAACAGACGUGGUCGUCAAUCCUUACAACAGUCUGCUUUCCAUGCGGCGAUUGACACAAGAUGCGGACUCUGUGGUCGUACUAGAUAAUGGCGCGCUCUCGCGCAUUGUCGCUGAUCGCCUCCACAUGAGACCCGACUCUUUCGAUGAUAAGAUGAACUUCGACCAGACUAACCAGCUGGUAUCCACGGUGAUGUCGGCGUCCACGGCUACACUCCGCUACCCAGGCUACAUGCACAACGACCUCGCCGGAAUCAUUGCCUCGCUCAUCCCCACGCCACGGUGCCACUUCUUGCUCACAUCCUACACUCCUUUCACCGGCGAUAGCAUCGAACAAGCCAAGACAGUGCGCAAAACCACCGUGCUAGAUGUGAUGCGCCGUCUUCUCCAGCCCAAGAACCGCAUGGUCUCCAUGACUCCCAGCAAAUCCAGCUGCUACAUUAGUAUCCUGAACAUGAUCCAGGGUGAAGCCGACCCUACCGACGUGCACAAGUCGUUACUCCGUAUCCGCGAGCGCCGACUCGCCUCUUUCAUCCCCUGGGGCCCAGCCAGUAUCCAGGUUGCCUUGACGAAAAAAUCGCCGUACCUGCAACACUCGCAUCGGGUCAGCGGUCUCAUGUUGGCUAACCAUACCUCCGUGGCCACCUUGUUCAAGCGAGUCAUCCAACAAUACGAUCGGCUACGCAAGCGCAAUGCCUUCUUGGAGCCGUACAAGAAGGAGGCGCCAUUCGCCGAUGGAUUAGGCGAGUUCGACGAAGCAAGGGCGGUAGUAAUGGAUCUUGUGGCGGAGUAUGAGGCCGCCGAGCGGGAAGACUACCUAGAUCCAGGCGCGGGAGCGGAGAAGGAGCUAGGUGUUUAAAGUGACGAGGCAUUUCAGCUUGGCGAUCCAUAGUAUUUCAUUUCCUCUUUUCUUCCCCCCUCUCAUGUGUCUUGUCUGCCAUGGUUCAAUGUUGCCCCGGCAGGACAAGGGGGGUUUCGGGCGCAUAAAUCGGGCGCGCAGUGGCACCGGCGUUUUGUUUCAUUCUUCAAGUCCAAUACCACUACCUAUUUUCAAUUUUCAUUGACUGCCCAAACCCAUGCCAACACAUGAUUCAUGAAAUUUUCGUAAACGCCUCCCGCCCAGCUUCGUCCACGCUGG
This is a messenger RNA of Penicillium brasilianum, 1708 nucleotides long. The record is from the annotation of a GenBank genome assembly. Lineage: Eukaryota; Fungi; Ascomycota; Eurotiomycetes; Eurotiales; Aspergillaceae.